This is a messenger RNA of Schistosoma turkestanicum, 5389 nucleotides long. NCBI's taxonomy places the organism in Eukaryota, Metazoa, Platyhelminthes, Trematoda, Strigeidida, Schistosomatidae. The record is from the annotation of a GenBank genome assembly.
UUUUAAUAUUGAUAAGAGAUUGUGUGGUUCCAAAUGAAGUGGAGUAGAAUAUCUGAUGGGAGGGUAUAAUAGUAAACUAAUACUAUCAAAAGAUGAAUCAAAUCCAAUAAGCAAGGUUGAUACUUCUGACCUGAACAGAAGUUCCAAAUCGACUGACCUCAACAGAGUUGACGGUAAAUCUUCAUCUUGAAUUUACAGAAUGACAGAAAAAGUAGCCGGUAAUCGAUCUAAUAUACAAAUGGAUAUACAAAAUCCUGAUGAUCCUGUUCACUUGGGUAGAGGAGAGAUUAUGGUCGUACUAUAUGACUUCUCAAAAUCAAUGAACUCUCAAAUCAGCAUUAAGCGAGGUGAAUUGGUACGCCUUCUAAGCUACAGUCCAGCUGGAGACUGGUCUGAGGUAGAAGCUACUCUUAUCCUACCACCUUUUCCCAAACCUGGACCAGGUAGUUCUACUUCCGGGUCAGAAGGUCAUCCUUCUCAGUGCAAAACUGGAGUUACUAUGAAGCAUAAUCAUGCAUCCACCAGAGAAACUGGAAGCAGUGUAAAUACUUCUUGUAUGCAUUUAUUCAACAAUUACAGACGUGGAUGGGUACCAACAAGUUACUUAGCUACUGCUAAUGUCGUCCAAAGUUCCGCCCCUUAUCAACAACAAUUAAAUACCUGCGAAAGCUCAGAAAAGCCAAACUGCUCACUUAAUGCUUCUUGUUUACCUAAUUCACAAGUGAUCAUGGCAAAUGACCAUAUGCAAUCACAGGUACAAAACGUGUCAAAUAAGGGCCCUGUUCAUCAUGUCAUGAUGGAUUCAUCGCCUCUGAGUCUUUUAGAGCCAAGUCUUCUUCCAUAUUCAUGGUAUCAUGGUGCUGUCUCAAGGCAAGCUGGAGAACAUCUCCUUCGGAGUGGUAUCACAGGUUCUUUUCUAGUUAGAGCAUCAGAGUCUGCACCCGGUCAACUUUCUGUAACUGUGCGUCACUUAGGAAGAGUCUAUCAUUAUCGCAUUAGUCAAGACAGCAGAGGACUGUUCUAUAUAACGGAAGCUCAUCGAUUCCCGACCGUUGUUCAACUAAUUGAGCACCAUUCUCGUUCUGCUGAUGGUUUGGUUUGCCCGCUACUGUAUUCAGUACCGAAACCGCAAUUUUUAAACCAACCUAUGCAACAAUCUUGCUAUUCAUCUGUUCCUCAAGCAGUACCCAAUUCAUUAAUACCUGGUCAAAAUCAAUUUGAAAUGAAUCCCGUUGUUCAUCUGUCAAAUGCUGAAAUAACCAACUUCCCUUUGCAUCAUAUGAAUCCUGUAGCACAUGUGCCUAAACAAUUUCAUCCAAGUCAAUUAAACAAUUCAGAAAGAUUAAGUGCUUGUAGUGAUUCCAUCGGAAGUAUGGAAUUCGAUGGAUGGGAAAUUGAUAGGUCCGAAAUUAUUAUGCGUCAAAAAUUGGGCUGUGGUCAAUAUGGUGAUGUAUAUGAAGCUGUAUGGAAACGUUUCAAUUCUGUUGUCGCAGUAAAAACACUGAAACAAGAUGUUAAUCUGAAUGUGAAUGAUUUUCUCAAAGAGGCUGCUAUUAUGAAGAAAUUACGUAAUAGAAACUUAGUACAAUUACUUGGUGUAUGUACUAGAGAGCCUCCACUUUAUUUAAUUACGGAAUAUAUGCCAAAUGGAAAUUUACUGAAUUAUUUACGUACACGUAGUCCAGGUGAAUUAACUCCGCUUACUCUACUCUAUAUGGCUGUGCAAAUCGCUUCCGGUAUGGCGUAUUUAGAGGCUAAUAAUUUUAUUCACAGAGAUUUAGCUGCUAGAAAUUGUUUAGUAGGUGAUCAACAUUUGAUUAAAGUUGCAGAUUUUGGUUUAGCACGUUAUAUGCAACGACAAGAUACUUAUACUGCACGUAAUGGUGCUAAAUUUCCUAUUAAAUGGACUGCACCUGAAGGACUUUCAUACUAUGUGUUCUCAUCAAAAUCCGAUGUAUGGGCUUUUGGUGUAGUUCUUUGGGAACUUGCCACCUAUGGUCUUUCACCUUAUCCUGGCGUUGAAUUGCAUGAUGUUUAUCAUCUUUUAGAAAAAGGCUAUAGAAUGGAACGCCCACAUGGUUGCCCAGAAGCUGUUUAUUCUAUUAUGUUAAGAUGCUGGUCUUGGGAUCCUAAUUUGCGACCUUCGUUUAGUGAAAUCCACGCGGAACUGGAACAGAUGUAUAAAACUAUGAACAUUGAAGCAGAAGUUGCUUUAGAAUUGGAAAAGCAACCUGUGAAUCUUAUUCAACAACAACAACUACAACAACAAAAACAGCAACUUCCACCGCCACAACAACAGCCACUUGUUAGUUCACACAGAUUCACUGAAACCCAACCACCAGAUUUACAUGGAAAUUCUAUAAAUCAGUUUAAUAUGAUCUUGAAAGAAUCAUAUCCAAAUAGCUUCAUACCAACAGAAGGCAUGAAUUCAGAUCAUAUCCACUCCAUUCACAAUAAUGCAAUUCAUUCCCGGUCGAAUAUAGAUUUCACUUGUAGUAAUAUUGAACAGAGUCGACCGAAUCCAGUAAUUUCUUAUGUUACAAUGAAUUCAGCUGUCAAUCAUUCUAUUCCUCAUCAUAUUGAAACUAAUAUUACUGUAUUGAAUAACAACAAUAAUCACUGUAUAAAACAAGAAAAAAAUCUAUUAUUCGGUCAGAAUCGUUUAUCUAAAGAUAAAUAUCCAGUUCUUUCUUCUCCUUCAUCUUCCGGUGGUGGAGUUGGUGUCAAUGAUAAUUUUGGUCGUAUUACUGAUAAGUUAGCUACCAUAUCACUUGACAAUGGUAAUGAUGAUGAUAAUAAUGAUGAUGAUGAUGUUGUUGAAAAUAAACCUUUGAAUAAUUCAACUAAUCAUGCUAUCUUACAUGAAAAUAAUGCGGAGAUAAAUCCAAAACAACAUAUUCUAUUACCCACUAGUAAUUUAGGUCAAAUUAAAUUUUUACCAAAUUCUGUUGUCGCAUCAUGCACUCCACAAAUUACCUCCAUACAUGAAUCUGGUCAAAAUGGAUUUGUUAAUUUUGUUCAAUGUGCAACACCGUUUUCAAAUGGUUUAACACAAACCCAAUAUUCACCGGCUUCAUCAUCUGAUAAUGGAUUUUUACCUUCCGGUGAAAAAUUAUGUUAUUUUAUUCCAAUGAGUAGUCAUUCAUCUUGUCAACCUAGUUCACAUACUGCUAUUACUACUACUACUACUACUGCUACUACUACUACUAACUUGUUGAAUAUUUCUCAAAAUUGUUGUGUUACUUCAAAUCUUUCACAGUUUUGCAAUAUCAAUUCAUCUCCUCCAAUUGUUUCUAAAAUCUCUAAUUUCAAUGUUACUAAUUCAACAAAAGGAAUGAAUGAUCGGUCAGCUAAUCGAACGAAUCAUCGUUCUGUUCAUCGUAAUGUUGUUACUUCUGGUUGUAAUACACAGACUAGUACACAACAAAAUGGUACAACACGUAGUCGAGACACAGAUACACCAGAUGAAAGUGGUGUAGGUGAAUCGAUUAUAUCCAAUGAAUCACCGGCAGAAAGUCGAGCAUGCAACGGUGGGAUAAUGAGUGCUGCUAAUAAUGCAGUGACUGCCACCAAUUCUCUAGCGCCCAUGACACCUAGUCAAAUUGAUUGGCGGUUAAAUGUACCAUUUGAAAUGUCCAUGCCAAUUGAUCAUCAGCAUUUUCAUCAUGCCCAAAUUAUAACUCCUAAUUCCAAUGUCCUUAUUCAUCAUCCACAUUCAUAUCCAUAUUUAUUUCAAACUACUGCUAGUACUACUACUGUUAUAAGUAGUACCGCCACUACUACGAUUACUACUAUCACUGCUACUACUCAUAUUCAUACUUCUACCUCAUCAUCAUCUACUCAGUUUAAUGUGAAUCAUCCGCUAAUGGAACAAUUCUCAACAAUACCACCGCAUGAUAGAAUUGGAAGUUAUCUGAAGAGUUUAGGUGAAUUAGAUAAUAGUUUCGGUCGUCAUCAUCAUCAACAUCCUAACGAAUCAUUGACACAAUCAAAUUUACCAACUGAUAUAAUGGAUGUCAAUGAUAAAAUAUUUAAUCGUCCAUCGAAUUAUUUGCAUUAUCCGCCGCCACCACCACCUCCACCCCUGGCUCCCCCACUUUCGGAUUCAUCAAUAAUGGAAUGUUGCAAUACGUCAUCGUCGUUACCUCUUGCAUCUACUACUAAUGAUGCUACAGCUCAAAUAAGUUUACAUGUAACUUCAACUGGGGAUGUUUCAAAACUGAAUAUUUCUCAAUCGAUUCCUCCUAUACAACAUAAAAUACAGUAUGUUCAUUCAAAUGGAAUAACAGUUAGUCACAAUGGAACCGAUAUAUCAUCUAACAAUCAAAAUAAAUUUUCUCAGAACAAUAUGACUGUUGAUGAUGCUUUUUUAAAUAAUAAUAACAAUAAUAAUAGUAAUAAUAAUAAUAUUACUUCAUAUUCAAGGGCUUCUCAUGUACGCCGACGUAAUAAAUUGGAUUUGGAACGUGUCAGUGGUGAUGCUAGACAGUGUGACUAUCCAGGAGGAGGAGGACGACGUCAUCUACCACUGGAUGAUCGAUCAGAAGAAGAAUCGAAUACAGAAGAAGUACCAAGGUCGUUAGAGGAUGAGACUUUAUCUAUUGAAUCGGACUCGCCAAAUAAUUCUCAAGAUAAUUCAAUAUCAAUUAAACCUGAUGCAGAUUUAUCAGGUGGUGGAGGUGAAGGAGACGAUGUCUAUCAAGCACCGGAUUCUUAUUAUUCACCAAAUGUUCAUAAUAAUAAUAAUAGUAGUAGUGAUAAUAAUUCAAAUUCAAAACAUAUACAACUCAAUCCUAUUUCACAUGACUCACUUACACAUCUAUUUGAGCGAACAGUUGCAUUAGUCAAUUGGACUAAAGAUUUAUGUAAUUAUUCUGAGCUGGAUUAUGAUGUACCAAAUGAAUCAUUCAUUGAAUUAUCAAAAUGUUUAGAUAAUUUUCGUAUUGAAUUAGAAGCUUUCAUAGUACAACACAUUAAUGUUAAUCCAAAUCUUUUUAAAACGAUCUUAAUUGUAUGUGAUAAUUUAGGUAAGCAUACUGCAAAUUUAUCGUUGCAUUUAAAGCCUACAGAGAUGAAUAAUAAAUCUACUCUUAGUGUACCAUGUAAUUUAUGCCAGUCAUGUUUAGAAGAAAUUCAUAAUUAUAUCUUACAGUUGUUGAAUCAAUUGCAAAUAACCAGUAUGAUUACUACAACUAAUACUGAGAAUAUUAUCACUACGUCCAGUUCUACAUCAACCGCUGUCACUCAUCAAACCCAGUUGGUUGAUGGCGAUGAUGAUGUUGAUAAUGAUCGAUCGAUCGAUAGUACUGCUGUUGUUGCUGCUGUUACUACUACUAGUACUACUACUACUACUGCAACUACUGCCACUCAUGUAUUUGGUAAAGUGUAA